UAGUGGUCACUGUGAUUGGCUGACUGCAGCUAGACAACUAUUUUAAAAAUUGUUCUGCUGUGAUAACCUUGCGUUAAAGGACCAAAACCGAUUUCACAUGAUUUUAAUACAUGAUCGGAAUAUUUGGUAUUUAAAAGUAAAACGUUUUUCACCUCUAUCACCGAUCCAGGCCAGGAGAGUUCGCUUUCUAAACCGAAGGCUUUACCAUAGAAGAAGAAACGCAGACUCAAGCUAGUGAACUAGCCUAGCUGCGGAACAUUAUUUUGUCGAAAUAUGGCUACUGUGCUCCCCAUUAGACCACCUUGCGAUAGUAAUCCUGCCACCCCAGGAGCGCAAUCUUUAAAGGAGGAUGUAAUAGAGGAAGUGUCCAAUGAUGGCAGCCAACCUAAGAGAAGGAGAAUGGGUUCGGGGGACAGCUCUCGAAGUUGCGAUACCUUCAAUCAAGAGCUUGGGCCAACAUAUUUCCCAGCAGAAAACCUGACGGAGUACAAGUGGCCUGCUGAUGAAACAGGAGAAUAUUACAUGCUGCAGGAGCAGGUCAGCGAGUAUCUGGGAGUGACGUCAUUCAAGAGGAAGUAUCCUGACAUGGAAAGGAGAGACUUGUCCCACAAGGAGAAGCUCUAUCUUCGUGAGCAGAAUGUCAUCACGGAGACACAAUGCACUCUGGGCCUCACAGCUCUGCGGAGUGAUGAAGUGAUCGAUCUAAUGAUAAAAGAGUAUCCCACCAAACACUCAGAGUAUUCAGUCAUUCUGCAGGAAAGGGAGCGACAGAGAAUAGCUAAAGAGUACUCUCAAAUGCAGCAGCAGAACCCUCAGAAGGUGGAGGCAAGUAAAGUUCCUGAGUACAUAAAGGAGGCAGCGAAAAAAGCUGCAGAGUUCAACAGUAACUUCAACAGGGAGCGAAUGGAGGAGCGGAGAGCGUACUUUGACCUCCAGACUCAUAUUAUUCAGGUGCCACAAGGCAGAUUCAAGGUGUUGGCUCCGGAGCUGACCAGAACAGGACCUUAUCCUGUUGCUCUCAUUCCAGGACAGUUCCAAGAUUAUUACAAAAGGUACUCUCCCAACGAGCUUCGUUAUCUGCCCUUGAACACAGCUCUGUUUGAGCCUCCACUGGACCCAGAGCUCCCAGCUCUGGACUCUGAGCCUGACUCAGAUGAUGCUGAGGACGGCAAGGAUGUAAAGAAGAACAAGAACUCGUCUGACAGCUCCUCAGGUAACACAUCAGAUAUGGAGAGCCAGGAGGGAGGAGGAGGAGGCCACAAGUCCAAAGUCAAAGACAGGACAUCAAUGCCAGGCAAAGACCAACGCCAUUCUUCCUCCUACAAAGCCACCCCUGGGUACAAGCCUAAGGUCAUUCCCAGUGCUAUGUGUGGCAUUUGCCUGAAGGGUAAAGAGGCCAACAGGAAAGGCAAACCGGAGGCUCUUAUUCACUGCUCCCAAUGUGAAAACAGCGGCCACCCGUCCUGCUUAGACAUGAGCGAGGAGCUGGUGCGCGUGAUCCAGACCUACCGCUGGCAGUGCAUGGAGUGCAAGACGUGCACCGUGUGCCAGCAGCCACACCACGAGGACGAGAUGAUGUUCUGUGAUAAGUGUGACCGGGGAUACCACACCUUCUGCGUCGGCAUGGACCUAAUUCCUACAGGUCAUUGGAUUUGUGACGUUUGCGGCAAAAAUUUCACCGCACCCAGGAAAAAAGGCGGAGCCAAAACACCUAAGAAGUCAAAGUCAGCUCAGAAAGGACCCAUGUGACGAUGGAAGCUUCUUUAACCGUAACCCAAACACAGGCGCUUUUAUUCAUUUAUGUUUUUACAGAUGAAUUACUUAAAAGUGAGAAUAUUUCAUUUCUUUUUACCAAACUGUUGGCCUUUGCAUUACCAUGACCUGGAUGACUGAGAAUCUCCUUCAGCAACAUUUCACCUGUUUUUGUAACUUACGGAUGUGAUGAGAUGGGCAUCAGCCUUGCUGUUCUGUUGAAUUCUGACUUUGUCAUAAUCAUUAUCACAACAUUCCUGCUUCAGAAACCCAAUGAACUUUACGUUUUCUAUCUCAAAAAUGUUUUACUCUUAAAAACUUUGCUCUGGGAAAUCAUUUCAGGUACACAACUGGUGCUUUUGGUCCUGUACUACUGAAAAUUUCAGGAUUUUUCAAAUUAUUUUAUAUGUAAAAUUACUUUUUGUAUUUUAUUAUUUUUAGUUAGGUUUUUUUUGUUGAAAUUAUAUUUUAUAAUACCACAGCAGUAAAGGGUUUAUUAUGCUUCAGAUCCUGUGACAAAGAUAAGCUGUUGAAUGUUAAAAACACAUUUCAGCUCUUUGCUGCUCUUGGCUUAGAAAACUAACCACUUGUAUUUACACUAAAAUUAGUACAUCAAUGUGAACGUGUUGGAAUUUAAUUUUAGCUUGUGAUGUUUAAAAUUUAUUUGUUUUUUGCAUUAUUUUCUAAUGUUAAUGAAAUUAUUUGAUAAAUGUUUUUUAUGUCAUGAUCUUUGAAAUACUUUUCCUUUUAUACCAAUAAAAGACGCUUUUAAAGGCUCUUCUUUACUUUAA
This is a messenger RNA of Nothobranchius furzeri (turquoise killifish), 2543 nucleotides long. It is a transcript of the gene phf10, whose product is annotated as PHD finger protein 10. Lineage: Eukaryota; Metazoa; Chordata; Actinopteri; Cyprinodontiformes; Nothobranchiidae. The record is from RefSeq and is a predicted model, not a curated record. Gene Ontology annotation, cellular component: npBAF complex.